This is a messenger RNA of Carya illinoinensis, 715 nucleotides long. Its product is annotated as peamaclein-like. The transcript is spliced from 2 exons. Lineage: Eukaryota; Viridiplantae; Streptophyta; Magnoliopsida; Fagales; Juglandaceae. Bases 122 to 418 code for a protein of 98 amino acids. The record is from RefSeq and is a predicted model, not a curated record.
CUACCACCUCGCAUUUAACAACUCUUUGGCUAAUUAAAGUACAUUCCAGUUCCUUCCUUACAUCUCUUUCUCCGUUCUCUUCUCCUUCUGUUCUUUCUCUUGAAGCACAGAGAGAAAAAUCAUGAAGCCUGUCUUCGCUACUUUCCUACUUGUGUGUCUGAUCCUCGGCUCCUCUUUCUUCGAGGCCACAGAAGCUGGUUCAAAUGGUUUGCUUAAAUACCAAAAAAAUCAAGGCUUUUGUGACUCGAAGUGCGCGGCGAGGUGCGCAAAGGCAGGAGUGCAGGACCGGUGCUUGAAGUACUGCGGUAUUUGCUGUGAAAAGUGCCAGUGCGUGCCAUCUGGGACCUAUGGAAACAAGCACGAGUGCCCUUGUUACAGGGACCUCAAGAACUCCAAGGGCAAGUCCAAGUGCCCCUGAAAAUCUCCCUCUGCUAAGUUGGGAUGAUUUUGAGUGUCAUGGAUCUCCAGUUAAAACUAUGAACGACUGUUAUAUAUAUAAUACUCAAGGGACCGGAGCUGCUUAAUUUAUAUAGAGAUUAUCAGGUCAUAAAAGUUUGAAUAUCAGAGAGAAUAAAAGGGGAUCCUUUAUUUGCGUGUUUGUUGGGGUACUGAUAUCGUUGUCAUAAUCUUUGGUUAUGCUUCUUGGAAUCAGUCCCUUUUGUACGACAUAUCCCAUUAGCUAUACAAUAAAUAAAAUGAUUUGAUUUUCCUCUUA